Gracilinanus agilis (Agile Gracile Mouse Opossum) is the source of this 923-nucleotide messenger RNA. It is a transcript of the gene KLK7, whose product is annotated as kallikrein related peptidase 7. Bases 141 to 923 code for a protein of 260 amino acids. The transcript has 6 exons. Gene Ontology annotation, molecular function: serine-type endopeptidase activity. Lineage: Eukaryota; Metazoa; Chordata; Mammalia; Didelphimorphia; Didelphidae. Gene Ontology annotation, biological process: proteolysis. The record is from RefSeq and is a predicted model, not a curated record.
GCGCACUGGCGGCAGAGGUUGGACGGGAGCCCACCCUCACAGCGCUCCCCUCUUUGAGAUCCUGCCCGAGUUCCUCUACAAGAGAAGUCACUCAUAGAGUUAGCUGGCUGAGAAGCAGAGUCUGACAACAGGACCUCAACAUGGCCCAAGUGUGUUGCCUUGGGCUGCUACUGAUGCUGCUGGUGGCAGCUGUCCCUUGGACCAAGGGGAUAGAAGAUGACACAGACACGAAAGAUGGAGAGAGGAUCAUCCAAGGGGUGGAAUGUGACAAGAACUCCCACCCCUGGCAGGUGGCCCUGUUCAGUGGAAAUCAGUUACACUGUGGUGGAGUGCUUGUGUCAACGAACUGGGUACUCACAGCUGCCCACUGCCAGAUGAAUAGAUACAAUGUGCAUCUAGGCAAACACAGUCUGCAAGGAAACGAGAAGGGGUCCCAAGUGAUACCGGCCACCAGGUCCUACCGGCAUCCUCAAUACUCUACUGUGACCCACGUCAAUGACUUCUUGCUGAUAAGGCUAUCGAGGCCAGCCAGGAUAGGGCCCAACAUUAAGCCUAUCACAUUACCCUCCCGUUGUGCUCCACCUGGCACCUCCUGCACUGUUUCUGGCUGGGGUACCACCACCAGCCCAGAUGUGACAUACCCAGAUAAGCUCCAGUGUACAGAUGUGAAACUUAUCUCCUUUGAGAAAUGCAAGAAUGUUUACAAGGAUCUGUUGAAGGAAUCCAUGCUGUGUGCUGGCAUUCCCGGGUCUAGUACCAAUGCUUGCAAUGGUGAUUCUGGUGGACCCCUCGUGUGUCAUGGACGUCUUCGUGGUCUGGUGUCCUGGGGGGAGGUUCCCUGUGGUACAGCUCAGAAGCCAGGAGUCUACACUGAUGUUUGCAAAUACUGUGAUUGGAUCCGAAGGACAAUUCAAGCCAACUGA